AUGUCUGUUCCUGAGAAAAGCGACUGUGCCUACGGCCGUGAGCUCCCAUUUUACGAGUUCGACAACUCCAAAUUCGAAGACCUGAGACUUGAAACAAGAGUAUACGUUCUACAGGUUUACGACACAAUACAGUACUUGAACCCUGGUGGUCAGCGUGGGCUCGAGUACGAAUGGCUGUUGAUGGCUAUGAGCUGUCUUGGUGCAAGCGAACUCGAAUAA
This is a messenger RNA of Cordyceps fumosorosea ARSEF 2679, 219 nucleotides long. RefSeq lists its product as hypothetical. The transcript has a single exon. The coding region runs from base 1 to 219 and encodes 72 amino acids. NCBI's taxonomy places the organism in Eukaryota, Fungi, Ascomycota, Sordariomycetes, Hypocreales, Cordycipitaceae. The record is from RefSeq and is a predicted model, not a curated record.